AUUGAAAUAAAGAAAAACCCUUGAAUGAGUAGGUGUUCUAAAACUUUUGACUGGUAGUGUAGAUGUCUUCAGUCCAGGCAACAUUUUUUUCCUGCAAUUUGCACCACGCCCAAACUACUUCCCGCGAUGGACUAAGUGCCUUGAUCAAAGGGUCAACGGCAGGAGGUGAUAGGUCUACGUGUGAUUAGACACAGCAGCUUUCCAGUGUCAAUAAUGCUUACUUUUUCAUGUAGGCUAUGAUAAUAGUAAUGAACAUUUUGUUAAAAGUAAUGGAAAAUGUGUAUGAACCAUUUACAGUGAAUAAUCAGAGGUAGCAUAAUGUCGUUUGUGGAUUUCGGUGAACAUAGUCUAAUGAACCGACUUGGAAAAAGACAGUUCCUGCGCUUCUUUCAUCGGAAGUCAAGCACUGGUAAUCAACCUUAAAUACGUUCGUUUUUGGUUCCAAGCUAAGGCAAUGUCCUGCGUUUUCUCACCCCACCAAAACAAAGGACAUUUCAAGAAAGGAUGAAAACUCACAUAAGCCAUGAACAGUAAUUCAAACGGAGUUUAAACGCAUGGCAAGAAGUAUUUCUUCUUUUUUCAUAUUAUUAUGGAGCAGACACUGAAUUAGGCAAAUCAAUAACUGGAUGCCUACAAUUUCCCUUGUUCCCUUAUUGUUGCAGUCCUUAUUCUGCAUGCAAAGAUUGACCGUAUUUCCCUUUAUUUAGACUGUCUCAAAUAUCGAUAGGCUAAGCCUAUGCUCAAAGGUGGACGGACACAGCUGUCAUGGAGUCCCAUAAACAAAACCAAUUACGCAAUAUUAAUUCAUACCCCCGUUCGUGGAAACGCAUAUUUUUCAACAAACUCUUCCGAUAAAGGAAAAUCUCUCAAUUAUAGAUAUGAGUGAAAAUCAAAUAAUAAAAUCAAAUUCAACUCAAUUGGAGUCCAUAGGAUAAUUUUGUACGCUAAUAAGGAUUUGCCCAUCAUUUUGGAGUUUGAGCACAGAAGCCUGCCUACUUUGUUACCUCAACCAUUCGUGUUAAACAUGAAAGAAUUAAUAUUGUUAAUGAGUGUAAUAAUACAGGAUAUUUGAACUAUUUUAAGAUGAUGGGCAAUUGUUGAUUGUGCUUUUUAUAAAUUGCCAUCAAAUAAAAAUGUCAAUAUGAAAAUGUAAUAAAAUAUUUAAAAGAGAAGCAUGAUAAAAUGUGAAUAUAAUGUAUUACUUUUUUUCUGUUUAAAAGCCUGGAUGAAACGAGGUGAGAUUUGAUUGGCAUGUAUUCCCUCCCUAGGCAGAAAUUAAACCUCACAAUUAUCCAACGCACGUCACUAGUUGCGACCAUUCUAUGAGUCCUAUCUGAUAGCUGGAACAUGCGAUAUUCCAGGUCCAAAUGACAGACAUUUUUGUAAAUAAUAGGUCACAAUGUUCAAAUUUUAAUCUCUUGACAUUUUUUUUUUUUUUUAUAUAUUCGCGAUUUACUUUCGAACGACGAGUCCAUGUCAUCUUUGGAGUACAUGAAAAAGGAAUGCUUCGCAUCUGGGACCCUGUCCUCGGCUUCUCUGAAAGGAACAAUUACCAAAAUUCAGAAAAGCAGACGUAAACGAAGAGUCGCACCAAAGACACAGGAAGAGACAGACAGCGGCUGCAAUAUUUGCAGUAACCGCACUGUUCGUCGCAUCUUGACUGCUUGUCUGCUCUCGUUUCUGGCUCUGCUCGGCUCAGUCUCCGUCAACCUCAGCUCCAACUUGGACCUGCUGCGCGCCACAGAGGCCACUGUCACCGAGCUGACUUCAUGCAGGACUACUGCUAUUCUCCAACUCAUAGGGGAACUCCAAAACAGGAGAAGUCUAUGCAGAAAGUACUACAGGAGUAACGAGACACACCAAGAAAAGUGUACAAGUCCACUGACUAGCAUUUUACCAGUGAUUAUUAGACUUUGCACUGAUAUGGAGGGCCACAGAAACAGUCAGGGUCACCCAUGCAGCGAGGAGUUGGUGGAGUUCUCCCAGAAACUUAGGGAAGAUUUGACAGAAUUUCUGAACACAACAUGGGGAGUUGAGGACAACAAUGACAUGUCCGUGUUCUCUUUGACCAUUGUCAGACUCCUGGACAUUUGGGGGGACAUGGAACAGGACAUUAGUCAGGUCAAGCAGUUUUCAGACUGGAAAGAUGUCCUCUCACUGAGACUGAUGGUCACAUUCCUGGAACUCAACCACCAGUUCAGUGAAUUCCCUUCUGUAGGAACCCAAGCUGACUUUCACAAGAAGUGGAUCCAUGCCCUCAGCCGUCUAGCCUUUGCCCAGCUCUUGUCAGAAACGCUAGAGGACUGCUGGGUGGAGAACGUUCACUUAAAGCUCAACCUGACCAACAGCCUCAAAGUUGACCCAUACAUCUUUGACUCCACCCCCUGGCAGAUCCCAGCGGUUGACGCGGUGGGGACAGUGGGCAUCCUCACAGGCUCUCAGACUGGCAUCCAGGCUCUGAGGGAUACCCAGGCGUGCCUGCUGGCUGGGGCGUUGCCAGCUCUGAAGCUCCGAUCCAGGGCCAUGUUCUCAGGGCUCAGCAUGCGGAUCUCCCUGUUGACAUUGGCCUGCCUGAUCUAUCCGCUGGUGCUGGUGUCCUUCAAGCAGAUGACGGAGUGGAUCCAGAACUAUGCAUGCAGCCUGCAGGAGAGGACCGUGGACCUGAAGCGCCAGAGACAGCUGGCCGAGGACCUCCUGCACCAGAUGCUGCCCAAGACCGUAGCCAAGCAGCUGAGACAGCAGAAGCACGUGGAGGCGGAGAGCUAUGAGAAGGUGACUAUUUUCUUUUCUGAUAUCGUUGGUUUCACCACUAUCUCGGCCUCCUGCACCCCUCUGCAAGUCGUGGAGAUGCUGAACAACCUGUACAUGUGCUUCGACACUCGCAUCGACUCCUAUGAUGUCUACAAGGUGGAGACGAUAGGCGAUGCCUACAUGGUGGUGAGUGGGCUGCCUGAGAGGAAUGGGGACAAGCACGCAGAUGAGAUCGCCAAGAUGUCGCUGGACCUGGUGGCAGCAGUUCGACAGGUGGCAAUCCCCCACAUGCCCAACAAGAGACUGCAGCUUCGCGCAGGCAUACACACAGGUCCAUGUGUGGCAGGUAUUGUCGGCUACAAGAUGCCCAGAUACUGCCUGUUUGGAGAUACUGUCAACACAGCCUCUAGAAUGGAGUCCACCAGCCUGCCUCAGAGGAUCCACGCCAGCUCAGCCGUAUACCUGGCUCUGAUGAAGGACGGUGCCUACGAGCUCCAGCUGAGAGGAGAGAUCGAGGUGAAGGGUAAAGGGAAAAUGAACACAUAUUGGCUGAUCGGACACAAGAACUACAGUGUUCAGAACGACAGUCUUGUGUGCCACUGGAACCCCAAUCUAGCCAGAAAAAAGAAGACAUUGGUGGGGAGCGACAUUUCUAUGGCGAACUCCUGUGUGACAGUGCAGAGCCUCAGUGAGAAUGCUACCACUCCCGUGCCUCAGGGCUCCAAGGCCCAGCAGGGGGCCCUGUGUGUGUCCGUGUCAGCCCAGGUGGAGCACUGUGCCAGCAGCUUCGGCACCCUGGGCUCCAUGAUCGGGGGCCUCCAGGGACUAGAGAGCCCCAGGGAGGGGAAAGCCUGUAGGGGGACAGAAGGAGACAAACCGGACCUGCUGCCUGGAUCUGGAACCAUCCCUCAUAUGUGAUGGAGGGCUGGGAUGGUAGGAUGGACUGGGACAAGAAACUUCUCUAAAACUAUAUUGCUAUGCUUUUUUCCUCUGGCUGUUUGAGUGGAGAUUCAGUUGAUUUUAAUGAUGAUGUAAAUACAGUAUAUUUAGGGAUGUGUGAAAGAACCGCAAUGAAUAAAAGAAAGACUGUUGCUCUGAUAUCUGUGUAGGUGUGUGUGUGUGUGUGUGUGUUUUUAUAUACAGAGUAAACGUUUUUGUAUCAACCUUGGACAGAUUGUGUUGUCAUUGUCCAUCUUUUUAUUAAGAUCAAACCGUCUGUGGGUGAAUAAAAGCUCCUUUAAAAUGA
Oncorhynchus kisutch (coho salmon) is the source of this 3997-nucleotide messenger RNA. RefSeq lists its product as uncharacterized. Gene Ontology annotation, cellular component: plasma membrane. The coding region runs from base 1474 to 3669 and encodes 731 amino acids. NCBI's taxonomy places the organism in Eukaryota, Metazoa, Chordata, Actinopteri, Salmoniformes, Salmonidae. The transcript is spliced from 8 exons. Gene Ontology annotation, molecular function: adenylate cyclase activity; guanylate cyclase activity; peptide receptor activity. The record is from RefSeq and is a predicted model, not a curated record. Gene Ontology annotation, biological process: receptor guanylyl cyclase signaling pathway; intracellular signal transduction; cGMP biosynthetic process.